Molecule: messenger RNA, 1736 nt
Organism: Anoplopoma fimbria (sablefish)
Lineage: Eukaryota; Metazoa; Chordata; Actinopteri; Perciformes; Anoplopomatidae
Product: protein phosphatase 1 regulatory subunit 37
Molecular function (GO): protein binding
Source: RefSeq, a predicted model, not a curated record
AUGACCCACUGUAGUGACAAUGAUGAGCAGAGUGAUGACGGAGCAGAAAAACCCAACAAGGGCCAGAAGAAGAGAAGUAAAGGAGAAAAGCAUGUCUUUCCCCCUGAUGAACAGAUAGUCUCCGGCUUUGCUGAGCACAGGGACACGGACAGAAUAGUUGACAGCUGCCUCACCUUGACGGAGGUAAUGGUGGCGUACCAGCAGAGCUGCAGCAGACACCAAGUCCAACCCAAAGCUCACAUCCUGCAGCAGUUCCAGCAGGGUGUGUGUGUAGGUGGCGGUGUGAAAUGUCUGGAUCUCCAAGGUGAGCGAUUAGACCAGCGCUCCUGUGAAGCUCUGGAAGUCGUUCUGAAAUCGCUGCACUUUGAUUUCAUCAAUCUGCAGGCAGCCCAACUGGAGGAAAAUGGAGCAUCGUCCUUGCUGGAUAUGAUUUUGUACUAUGAAUCUACAACCCAUCUUGACAUUUCUGACAACAGCAGUAUGGGAACAUCGUGUUGGAGGGCCCUCGCUCAUUUGAUAAAGCAGAGUGUGCGUCUUUCCAGACUGGACAUCUGUAAUGUGCCCGUGGUUGACUACCCGGCCCAGUCUCUAUCCAAAGCUCUGCUGACCAGCAGGCUCACAGUGCUGCACCUUCAUAACGCCCAGCUCAGCGGCAUGCCACUCUACACACUGGUUGGUGCACUGAAGUCAAACAAGGCUUUGAAAGAGCUCCACCUUACCAACAACCUGCUGAACAGCUUCCAGGAUGCCAUGUAUUUAGGAGACCUGCUGCGCUACAACACCACUUUACAGACACUGGAGCUCAGCAGCAAUGUUGUAUCAGAUGCUGGUUUGGAGGAGCUGUGUGAUGGUCUGAGGUGGCAGACUGCAGGUGUGAGGGUCCUGCUGCUGAGGAACAACCACAUCACUGCAAAUGGAAUGGUCCAUCUGGCCAAAGCUCUGCCCGGGCUGAAGGUUCUGCAGGUCCUGGAUUUGAGUGAGAACCUCCUGGGGAACGAGGGCCUGCAGGUGAUCAGGGAGCCUCUGAUGGUGAACCGCUCGCUGCUCCAGCUCGGCCUGGCCCAGGCCAACAUCACGUGUGAAGGUGCUGUGGCGUUGGCAGAGUUCCUUGCAGAGAGUCGUCAGAUUCAGCGUUUGGACCUCCGUCAGAAUGAAGUAAAGGUUGGAGGUCUGAUGGCCUUGUGUCUGGCCCUGAGGAUCAACCGGUCUCUUGCUAGUCUGGAUUUGGACCACAUACCUCCACAGGAGCAGGACAAGUUUCUGAUGGAGACUCAGACGAGGCUCCAGUUAGAGAUCACCCAGCGCUGCCUCGCCAACGCCAGCCGCUUCAUCACCACGGACACCUCUGAGACUGUACGAGCAGACAGAGUGACUACGACCUGAGCUCACACACACACACCCACACACACACACACACACACACACACACACACAGACACGCUAACCUUGUACAGAUCACCUCAGAAAGCACUCAUGGAUUCAGUCACACAGACGCUAGGUCCCAGUGUCCCAAAUCCAAACAGCUGACUAGCAGAUAUAUGCGAAUAAUAAUUCUAUCGCAAAUAAUGAUAACCAUAAAACUCCAAAUCCGGGUAAUAAAGGCGGAGUGGAGCUCCCUAAUGAAACACCGGCCUCCCCGCUGCUUCCCGCCUAAUGUUCCCGCCGAGCCGCUCGCCACUUUCCAUAAAGCAAUUUUGCGAGCCCACUUCAAUCGUGAAUCACCUAGAAAUGAAGAG